AUGGACCUGGACGAUUUUGCAAAUCCCGGCUCGACGGCGCAUAGUAUCACAGCGACGAGUUCCUCUUCCCCAGCAGCCGUGGGACCAUCAUCAAGUCCCGCAGCGGAAGCAGGCCUCCGCCGUCAAUUGCCACAAAACCUUCCAGGAUCAUUGAGAGUGCCUACCCUUCCUUCACCGUCGGCCAAGAACUCUCAGUCUCUAGAGCUUGCCCAUGCGCCUCCCAUCGCCAAUGGCAUCAACUUGAUCAGCCCCCGAGAUGUCCUCCCAGACAGAUUCCGGGAAAUUUACCCCUAUGAUCUCUUCAACGCCGUCCAAUCGAGAUGCUUCCAGGACGCGUAUCAGACGAACGACAAUCUUGUCGUUUCAGCGCCAACUGGCAGCGGAAAGACAGCAAUACUCGAGCUUGCAAUCUGCAGACUUGCGCACAUGAGAGGGAACGAAGGUUUCAAGGUCGUCUACCUAUGCCCACUGAAAGCACUCUGCACAGAGAGAUCCAAUGACUGGAGACAGAAAUUUGGACUUUUGUCUAUUGAAGUUGCGGAGCUCACGGGAGACACUUCGCAAGCUGAAAUGAGACGAGUCCGCCAGGCCACAAUCAUCAUUACAACCCCAGAGAAAUGGGAUUCUGUCACCAGAAGCUGGUCAGAUCAUCGCAAGCUGCUUGACUUGGUCGAACUAUUCCUCAUCGACGAGGUACAUCUUCUCAAAGAGCCACGCGGAUCAACCCUUGAGGCGGUUGUAUCCCGCAUGAAGACCCGCGGCGCGAAUGUCCGCUUCGUCGCUCUGAGCGCAACCGUUCCAAAUUCUGAUGAUGUUGCCCAAUGGCUCGGUAGAGAUCACACCAGAACAGAGAUCCCAGCUCGCCGAGCGACGUUCGGAGAAGACUUCCGUCCUGUGAAGCUACAAAAGUUCGUGUACGGGUUCGACAGCAGGACGAACGAUUACCAGUUCGACACCUUCUUGACCGAACAAUUGUAUCCUCAUAUCGCCAAACAUUCCCAGCGAAAACCAAUACUGGUGUUCUGUCAGACCCGUAAGAGUUGUCAGAGCUCAGCAAAGAAAUUGGCUGAGGAGUGGAAUGAGCGCCAACCUCAAGCAAGGCCGUGGUCAGAACCCACCAAACGGAUUCCGGUUAUCAGCCCUGAACUGCAGGAAAUUGUGAGGUACGGAGUUGCGUUUCAUCAUGCUGGUCUCGAUACCCAAGACAGGCGAGCUGUUGAGCAAGCCUUCCUUGAUGGCCGUCUCAGUGUCAUUUGCUCCACCUCCACACUGGCCAUGGGCUUGAACCUGCCAUGCCACAUGGUAGUGCUCAAAGGUACCACUUCGUAUCAAGAGAAUUCAAUUGCCGAGCUCAGCGACCUGGAAGUCAUGCAGAUGCUGGGGCGUGCCGGCAGGCCACAAUUCGGCAACAGCGGCGUUGCUGUGAUUCUCACCAGAGCACGAAAUAAGCAGCACUAUCAAGACAUGGGAUCUGGUCAGCAGAUUCUAGAAAGUACUCUUCACCAGAACUUGAUCGAGCACCUAAAUUCCGAGAUCAACCUUGGUACCUUUCAGGAUGUAUCGAAGGCAAAGGAGUGGUUGAAAGGAACAUUUCUGGCUGUUCGGCUCCAUCGCCACCCAGCUUACUACAAACUUGAACAGACAGGUUUCCUCACCGAUCCGCUUGAUGACAGGCUUGAAAAGAUUUGUGAAACAGACAUAACCAAAUUGCAACAGACCGGGCUUGUCACGGACGAAGCUACGUUUCAUUCAACUGAUUAUGGCCGGGCAAUGUCGAGAUACGUCAUUCGAUUCAAGUCUAUGCAAAAGAUCCUGCAGAUCCCUCAAGCAGCCAAAAUGGAGCAAGUCUUGACAGCUGUGUGUGAAGCAGACGAAUUCAGGGAUUUUCGCUGGCGAACACACGAACGUGAUGUGUUCCGCGAACUCAAUAAAAACCCCUUCAUCGCUUACCCAAUCAAAGAGACAGUAAACACAAUGGCACACAAGGCGUCGCUUCUCCUGCAAGCGGCUUUGGGUUGUGUGGACUUGGCCGACGUACCAGAAGUUGUUCGAAGGCAGAUUACGUUGGACACGGGUCUUCUAUUCGAGAGGAUGCACCGCCUCGUACGCGCGGUCGUUGAAUGCAAAGCUAGUGAUUUAGAUGGAGUCACUUGUCGGGUAGCUCUCGAUCUUGCACGGUCCAUGGCAGCCAGGGCUUGGGAGGGCAAGUCCAUGCAACUAAUGCAGGUACCUCAACUCGGCCCAGUUUUCAUGCGAAAGUUUGUUGCUUCUGGCAUCACAACAGUGCACGAUUUGGCAGAAGCUGGCGCCAGCAACAUCGAAAGAAUUCUGAGCCGAAAUCCCCCAUUCGGCAAGAAAAUGACUGAUGAGUUGGCACACUUUCCACGCCUAACCCUUGAAGCACGUAUUUCGGCAGAGCUUCCACGGACUUUCAACUCGGGCAAGCAGCCCGUAGCUCGCAUCGAUGCUAUUCUUGGUUUUUCCAAUUCUUUAGGGAAGCCAAAAUGGCGUGGCAAGAUUCCUUCUGUCACAUUCAUGGCCGAAACCUCGGAGGGUGUCCUGGCGCAUUGGUGGAGAGGCUCGAUGAAGAAGUUCAAGGAGGAGGAUGAGCACAAGUUGUCUCUGCAAUUUGAGGUGGAUCUCAGCAGCGUCAAGGAUGAGGUCAUUUGCUACUUCGCGUGCGAGGACAUCGUCGGCACCGUUGUCACCAGAAGAUUGGAGCACGGCCUACCAGCAUCUGCUUUUCCGUCAAGGAGGGAGCCAACACCACAGCUUUCGCAAACGACUGGUAGAUCUGCGGCAUCCUUGAUGGAUGAUGAUAUUGGCGACAAUGACUUGUUGGAUAUCGCAAAAGAGGGAGGGAAUCAAAGCGAAGCAUGCCUUGUCAUCUCGGAAGACUCAGACGUCGACUUUCAAUGGCCUAUGAUGAAUCGAGACAGGAAGAAUCGCAUCGACGACCGGGGCCCGAAACAAAAAGACGAUUUUGCAUCUUCCCAGGACAGCGGAAAGGAGACUAUCCCAUGGCAGCCGGUUCAACUCCCGAACGGCAAAUUCAAAUGCAAUCAUCGCUGCGCUGAUGCCGGGCUGAAAAAUGGCAACGGCAAAGCUUGCCUUAAGGAGAUCGUCGUCGCUGAUCCAGCUUCGAAGCUGACCUCAAAGUCAACGACCAAGAAAGUCAAAACAACCAUACCAAAGGGCAGACCGUCCAUCCAAAACUUGACGCGGGAGCCACUGGAAUCUGCUACUGCAAACAGGCAGGACCGCCCUCUGAUGGAUCUCGACGACUUCGACUUGGAUGGGGAUGGCUUGUUCGAUCUGACUCAAGUCGAAGGCGCUCAUGUUGACGAUCGUCAGAGCUCGUACCGCAGCCUGUACAGAGCCAAGGAACCCAUCACUAAUGACGGAUCUUAUGAAAAAGAAGACAAUCUGUUCGCAAGUCUCUCCGAUGAUGCGUUGCAGGAUGAUUUCGCCUUGCCAGUUGAAAACAGAGACACUGGCAAAGAUCGGAGCUUUGAUGUUGGCGAGAGGACGAAUCCCCUGCAGGCUGAACUCCUGAAAACCCAAAGCAACAGUACCGACAACUUUUCAGGUGAAUCGGUCUUUGACGGUGUGACCACAGAUGAGUGCAAUGAAGAACCAUUCCGUCCACACAGUUCCCUGGUGGGUACCAUGGGCGUCCCAAAGAAGCGGCGUGGGAAUUUCGCCAACGUCCCCUUGCAUGAGGGCCGUGAAAAUGAAUCCAGCUGGGAAGAGUCAUCCUUAGACGCUCCGCCAACCAUGGCGAGGUAUGUUGAUGUAUCCCGAGCGAACGUUGUGCGUCAAUCCUCCGAUCAUUCCGAAAUGGCAAGUGGGGCGGGAAACGAUGGUUUCACUUCGCCAACCAUGCCCUCCACCACGCGUCAUGCCCCUUUACAGCAAGGACCUGACACAGCGACGGAGGCAAAAGAAUUCGAAGAUGAGAAUUACAUCUUCUCAGAUAAAUGUGUACUGCCACCACCUAGGGACAGCUUUGGCGAAGGCAGUGUCAUCCUGCCCCCUGUGUCAGAUGGAAGGCAUUUGGCACACAAUGCUGACGCGAGUGCUGUCCGCAAGUCAGCGGAACUUGACUCCUCUUCCACGAAGGAUGAUGAUCUGUCCAUGAAGUUGCAACAGGAUCCAGAAUGGGACGGGUUUGAGCCAGGGUUCACUGAUGAAUUCCGGGAUCUUGUGGAGUUCAUCUAG
Messenger RNA from Diaporthe citri, 4221 nucleotides. RefSeq lists its product as uncharacterized. The coding region runs from base 1 to 4221 and encodes 1406 amino acids. Gene Ontology annotation, molecular function: nucleic acid binding; ATP binding. The record is from RefSeq and is a predicted model, not a curated record. The transcript has 4 exons. NCBI's taxonomy places the organism in Eukaryota, Fungi, Ascomycota, Sordariomycetes, Diaporthales, Diaporthaceae.